This is a messenger RNA of Lytechinus variegatus (green sea urchin), 2408 nucleotides long. Its product is annotated as matrix metalloproteinase-16-like. The transcript has 9 exons. Gene Ontology annotation, biological process: collagen catabolic process; extracellular matrix organization; proteolysis. Gene Ontology annotation, molecular function: metalloendopeptidase activity; zinc ion binding. The coding region runs from base 223 to 1791 and encodes 522 amino acids. The record is from RefSeq and is a predicted model, not a curated record. Lineage: Eukaryota; Metazoa; Echinodermata; Echinoidea; Temnopleuroida; Toxopneustidae. Gene Ontology annotation, cellular component: extracellular matrix.
UAUGCUUCACGCCUUCAAUUAAACUUGAUACAACUGUCAUCAUUUACAGAUUAUCAUUUUCCAGCCUUUUUAGACCAGCGUUUUUCUGUCUCAAUUCUGAACCUCAUUCUUGAGAGAAGCUUUACUUGACGAAGCAGUGCAGUGUGUGUAUUUACGUUCGCGCCUAAUCUAUUGUCUUUGAUACUUUGAAAGAAAACUUUUAAGGAGUGGAAUACAGAAAAUAUGGAGUUUAAUAUUUUGUUUGUCUAUGCCAUGGCGUGCAUCGCUUACGUCCAUUCGUUAGGAACUAAUGAAGUAUUGAAUUAUCUUUCUAAAUACAACUAUUUCGCAUCAAAUGAUCUGUCGAGUGGCCAUCUUAGAAGUCAGAGUUCUCUCAACGAUGCUAUUAGGCUAUUUCAGAGAAUAAAUGGACUGAAUGAAACAGGAAUUAUCGACGAAAACGUUCAACGAUUGAUGCAAAUGCCCCGAUGCGGUUUGCCGGAUAACACCGGUUCCCAAGCCAUAAACCGAGCACGACGCUACGCACUAUCCGACAACAAGUGGUACAAGAAAGACUUGACAUGGAAACUUGAGAAUACUACACCGGAUCUAACGAGGCAACGUGUACAAGCGAUCAUUGCCAGAGCACUCAAGCAUUGGUCCGACGCAUCCCAGCUAACCUUUCGCGAGGUGCAAUCCGGUGACGCCGACCUCGUCAUCAAGUUCACCAGGGGCGAUCACGGGGACGGCAAUCCCUUCGACGGCCCCGGGAACGUCUUGGCGCAUGCUUUCUUCCCCACAACCGAUCGCAGGUACAGCAUCUCCGGCGAUGCCCAUUUCGACGAGGAUGAGAGGUACACCGAAAACACUGAUUUAGGCACCAACCUCUUCCAGGUCGCAGUUCACGAAUUUGGUCACAGUCUCGGUCUUGGCCACUCCAACUCUCCCGAUGCCAUCAUGGCCGCUAUCUACCGCGGAUACGUGCCGAAUGCAAAGCUACACAAUGAUGACAUCGCUGGGAUACAGGCCCUCUACGGUGCAAACUCUGGUACACCGGAAGUUGAAGGAACGGAAGGACCCAAAGCCACAGGGAGCUGUGUUGCUAACUUUGUCGCGGCUGCUCAGACUCUGUCAGCUGGAUCUUUUAUAUUCAACGACACUCACGCAUUUUUGAUGGAUAUUUACGGGUUGGUGACUGAUCCCGAGCCUAUAUCAAGCGUCUUCCAAGGUCUUCCAACAAAUCUAGAUGCUGCCUUCUAUUACGAGAACACCGGAAAAACGUACUUCUUCAAGGGAUCUUUGUAUUGGCGGUUUACGGAUUUACAAAUGGACCGCGGAUAUCCAAAUAGAAUCCGUGUCGGAUUCGGAGGUGGAGUACCCGAUGACAUAGAUGCAGCCUUUGUAUGGAGUGGAAAUGGAAUGACUUAUUUUGUCAAAGGUGCGAACUAUUACCGGUACAACUUCCGAACAUCCUCGGUCGAUCCCGGAUACCCGAAACCAUUAUCCGUCUGGAACGGAAUCGGCACCAAGGUCGACGCAGCCUUCCAGUUCGAAAACAAACUGACCUACUUCUUCACGGAUGGAGAAUACCGCCGGUUCGACGACAACAACUUCAAGGUCGCAACCAACUAUCCGCAGCGUUCGACCCGGUGGCUGAAAUGCGAAGAGAUGGCCAUUGUAGCGUCACCUGGCCCGACAACGAAAGGAAACAUGACCUCCGAUGAUGGGAACGAUGGGUCAAGUGCUUCGAAGGAAGGGGUCAGCAUUCUUGUUCUCUGCGCAUGCGUAGUUUUAACUAUAAUGCGGCUAUAAAUCAAUAGCAAUUAUAGAUAUUAUAGACAUAUUUAAAGACAUGUUUUUUCUUUGAUUCUUCAUACCGGGGUUUGGAGGACUAGGUAAGUCUACGCCUUCAUUCUUCUCAUCUCCAGUAUUAAUACAUGAAAGAGAAGUAAGCAAGUACUGAGAAAACACUCAUUUUCAAAUAUGACUGCAACGAAAGAUUCUUGAAAAUAUAUGGAAGUACUACAGUAUAUUUGUGCCUUGUCUUAUUAUCAUGGAUUUUCAGCUAUUUUGGUUCUUGCCUUAAAUAAUUGUUAUAAUCAUCAUAAUGACGCUAUUUUAUUUAUUAUUCGAAAUAGAUGAUGAUCAGACAAUUGUAUGAAGCAGAAAAUGUGCUCACAAUAUUUGAUGAUUGCCUUAAGUGAAAUGGAAAGACAAAAGUAGGGAUGGUACUUGGAAGCGAUCGGGAUCGCUUUUCUUAUUCGAUGCUUUAAAGAAAUAGACCAAAUUCGUACUAAAUGGUAGGGCCGUAGCAGGGCCCGAAACGCUAUCAUGAGCUUACUAGAAAUUCGAAAUGUAUACAUCUAAGUUGGUAUAAUUAUGCAAAUGAUAGGCCUAUGUGCUGCCAAAAUAUCAAUCUAUAUGUAUAG